UGGAUCAGACGCAGAUGGAGUAACGUCGAAGACCCCACAGUGCUUGAGCGAACUUGAGUGCGUUCACUCGAUCAAAUACUCGCCCCAGUUCUCGUAGCUAAACAGGAUGUCUGUGGGAGCGGGAAUACUUGCAGCUGCAGCAACUGUGUGUCUGCUGCGGGUCCCGGGCAUCGAGGCGUACAGCGCCCUCCAGGAACCUUCCAGUCGCUCUCUUGAUAACAUCAGCACCCUCCAGGACGCAAAGCGUGAGUCCCCGGCGACCUUCGAAGACCCCGACUCACACCUCAGUCUCUCUGGAAUGUUUUCACAUGGCCGGAAAGAAAAGACGACUCCGAGCUCGACUUCGAGUACGCCAGACGAGGCUUCAACCUCUCGCGAGUCACCGCCAGAUUUCAACAUCGACACAUUUACUUUUAACAAAGCAAAUAUCCGGAAAACAAAUGAUAUUUUCAGCUUAUUGGCCGACGUAGAUGGUACAGACGAUGCGAAAUACGAACGAGAAGGCCAUGAAGAGACGACAGGAGAUAACAAGUCUGACCAGACGAGCCUGGGUGUCCCUGUAGCCAGUGCUGCCAAUAUCCCGGUGAAAAACAUUCUUCUGGCCACCAAGGAUAUGGAAGGACUCCUCUCCGUCGUUCAGAAGAUGAAGAAUAAACUUGAGGGUCGACUGGAACGAACAGUCGUUAGUACUUCCCCCACGGAUGAGUCUUCCUCAUCCCCUUCAGGCCAAACUACCUCCUCCUCCUCCCCUUCAAAACAAACUUUAUCCUCUUCCUUCUCCUCCCCUUCAGGCCACACGACCUCCACCUUUACUUCCGAUCACGGUAACUCUUCUUCCUCGAGUAAUUCUGCUCCCUCACCCCCAUCUUCCGUAUCUACGUCGCUCCACACCUUCAAUUCCAACCAAGGCCAGAGCUCUUCCCCCAACAGAGUCCAAACCUUUUCUUCAAACAAGAGCUCGCCCCCAACCUUUUCUUCUGACUCACAUUGGACAUCCUCCUCCAAUUCCUCCUCUUCUUUCUCCUCAUCGUCCCCCAUCACUCGCCAGGAACUUCCUUCCCCCAAUAGAAGAAGGAAGCCAACCUCUUCCUCCAACACACGAAGGAAUCAGACUACCUCCAACAAACGAAGGAAUCAGACUACCUCCAACAAACGAAGGAAUCAGACCUCCAACACAAGAAGGAAUCAGACCUUCAACACACGAAGGAAUCAGAUCUCCAACACACGAAGGAAUCAGACCUCCUUCAACACACGAAGGAAUCAGACCUCCAACACACGAAGGAAUCAGACCUCCAACACACGAAGGAAUCAGACCUCCAACACACGAAGGAACCAGGCCGUGCCGUCCAACCUCCGAGCUACAUCAUCUACCAGCAGCCAGACCUCCUCUGCUGACGCCACCCAAGACAAGACCUCCUCUUCAGAUGCUACCCAAGACAAGACCUCCUCUUCUGACUCCACCAAAAGCCAGGCCGCUUCUAGUUCCACCAAUUCAUUCCGUAGAUCCUCUUCCUCUAGCUCUCCUGGCUCCACCUCCGUCCAGGUCUCGUCUUCAAGCUCUCCCUCUUUGGACUCUUCCUCUUUUGACUCUUCCUCCUCCUCCUCUCCCUUCAUCACUUUAUCCCACCUUCCCUUAUUCUCUUUAUCACACUUUCCGUCCUCGCGUCAUUUCUCCUCAUUUUCUCCACCCUCGUCCUUUAAAUUAAUGUCUCCCUCAGUAAAUGGAUUUUCCUCCGACGACUCUAACAGAUCGCAAGAAAGUGGCUCCUCCGCCACCUCUUUCCUAUCCAAUGGCAUCACCUCUUCCACCAAGACCUCGUCUCUCUCUUCCAUUGACUCUGACUACUCAUUUUCCUCCAGUGAUUCCGACGAUUUCUCUUCCUCCACUGAUUCUAACGACUUCUCUUCCUCCAAUGACUCCGACGACUUCUCUUCCUCCAAUGACUCCGACGACUUCUCUUCCUCCAAUGAUUCCGACGAUUUCUCUUCCUCCAAUGAUUCCGACGACUUCUCUUCCUCCAAUGAUUCCGACGAUUUCUCUUCCUCCAAUGACUCCGACGACUUCUCUUCCUCCAAUGAUUCCGACGAUUUCUCUUCCUCCAAUGACUCCGACGAUUUCUCUUCCUCCAAUGACUCCGACGACUUCUCUUCCUCCAAUGACUCCGACGAUUUCUCUUCUUCCAAUGACUCCGACGAUUUCUCUUCCUCCAAUGACUCCGACGACUUCUCUUCCUCCAAUGAUUCCGACGACUUCUCUUCCUCCAAUGAUUCCGACGACUUCUCUUCCUCCAAUGACACCUCUCCUCCUUCAUCCUCUCCCCCGUCCCCCUCAGCUCUAAUGAACCUCCUCCUCGACACCUCGACCUUGGAGAGGAUCCGGACAGCGGGGCUGACGUCUGAGACUGAGGAAGAGUUUCUGGACCACCUGCUGGAGGUGCUGACGGGAGAGAAAAACAGACAGGGGACUGCACUCACCCUCGACCCUGUCACCGUCAUCGCUCUCCUCACCCUGGCGGCUUACUUAAUUAGGGCGGUGUACCAGAUCCUUACGGUGACUGGACGUUCACUAGAAGUCAAUGACAUGUUACUGCCGUUGCAAAUGUCCGACGUUCCCGAUGCCAUGGUCCAAAUACAUAACUGGAUAUCUGCUUCGAACGUCGCACAUGUCCGGGAGGAGCGAUCCUUCCAUCCUCUCAGUACCAUUCUGACUGUUCCUGGCAACCUGGCGGCGGUCAUCAAGCUACAGCGAGAGGGUCACCGAGCCUGUGUGAAGCAGUUCCUGUGUGAGCAGAUACAGGAGAGACCAUACCGAGAGAUCACCUUCGCUGAUAUACUGAUCGCUGGUCUGGGUUACUACUUUGGAGACACGGAAUUGGGAACCUACAUAGACCGGACACUGUCCUACGACACCAGCUGCGAGGUGGUGCCCUACGGAUGUUCCCCGCGCACCCUCAGCGAUGCCCACUACCUCGAGGAUCUCUACUCGCGCGCCUCCUUCAAGUUCUUCGACCUCCUGGCUGUCAUGAGCAAUUACUUGUAGUCAACUGUCAAUAACUGUGGGGUGCAUCUUCAUGGCUGUUGGGAUGUAUGACAGGGCGAAUGAAUAUAGAACUAUCUGGCUGGCUGGAUAGGUAGAUGGAUGAAAGUAUGGCUAGCUGGCUGGCUGGCUAGGUAAAUUAUUAAACGGGUAAAUGGGGGAACGUAUGGAUUGAAAGACAAACGGAUAACUGGCCACAACUUUGCGUUAAGUUCGUGUGUUUAUUGAAACUUUCCCAACGAAAUGUUUCCAAAUUUAUAUCAAAACAGUAGAUUAGCUAAGUAUGCAAUAAGUUAAUGUUGAAACUUGCAUAUUAUUUAAGACUGGACUUUAUCAUACUACGGUGUACAAGCUCCGCUCAUAAGCCUUUCACUCGAACCUUUCCUUGGUAAACAAGAGGUUUGUGAAUGUUCACACUUUUGUGAAUGUUCAGACUUCAGAUUUGAGAGGAGUACAUUAAGCAGAAAAUGUGUAAUAAUCGAAAGCCUCAUUGAAUGGAUGUAGAAUGUUUAUUUAUAAUUGACACAUUAAGAGUUGGUCUCUGGCGUUUACUGCCUAACUUCAAGUACUGAUGAUGACUGAAAACUUCACUAUAUAGUAAAGUUCAGUACCAGCUCAGAUAAGGUAUUGAACUGUUUUUGUAUUAUAUACUUAAGUCUAUUUAAAAAAACAUUGAAAAUAACAUUUUCAUGGGCAUGGAUAUGGGCGUUCAGUUUUGAAUUUUAAAUUAAAUAAUAUGCAUAAUUGUUGUAAAUAAUCUUUAAGUCUUCAGAUGACCAAUACUGCAAUUUUAAGGAUUCUGCUAAAUUUCAGAAGUAGUUACAUAACCACUUACGAAAAAUGUGCAUCCUCAUUCACUGAACCUUUGUUUACGUUUAUUAACGAGUUUGUUUAUACCAAUAAUAACCUUGGAUUGCGAAGUUUCGUUCAUGAACUGUUUAAUAAGUGUAAAGAAAGCCGCCAUGAUUAAGGGAAGAUGCACAGAUUUCGUAAAUGCUUGACCAGUCCCAGCUCCGACGGGUCAGUUGUGGACAAAGCCUAAGGCCACGCUCAAGACGCUACAUGCAAAUUCCUAGCCCAUCUAAACUUCUGAAUUAGGGGUUAAGUACGUGCUGAGUAAUAUAACAGCAAAACAGUAAUUGAAGCCUAUGCUUUUUUUGAACUGACUUUUGAGUAUUAGAACCAAAUAUAAUAAUUUACAUUACACGAUUACUAAGACUUUGACAUAUAUUUCCAAAGAGACUUCGCGAUGCUCACUUGGAACUUGUGUUGCGAAUUUACUAUUGCCCUUCUGUAUAUUUAUUUAUUUAUCUUGUAUAAAUUAUAAU
Messenger RNA from Procambarus clarkii (red swamp crayfish), 4365 nucleotides. RefSeq names its product dentin sialophosphoprotein. Lineage: Eukaryota; Metazoa; Arthropoda; Malacostraca; Decapoda; Cambaridae. The record is from RefSeq and is a predicted model, not a curated record.